AUGGUUCAAAACAACUCCACCCUCGGCGCUCCAGGCGGCGAACCAACCCCAACGCCCGAAGCCGCGCCGCCCAUCACCACAGAUUUCAUGAGCUCUAUCAUGGCUCGACUUGCUCAUCAAGACGAAGUCCAAAAGACGAACAACGACCAGUUAGCUGCUCUGGUCGCGGCCCUCACAGCUCCCGACGGCCAAACAAGCCGUCCCCAGCAGAUACGCCGUCGCCUCUUUAACACCAACCCGACAGCGACCGGAGGCGAACAUCUUUCAGACGACUCCGAGCCUAACGAAACCCUUCUCGCCGACCACCCACCGGUAGGUUCUGAUAUGGCAACCAUACGCGAGCUCGCCGAGCUCAAACUCAGUUUCCAACAAAUGAGCGAGAAGAUCCAUCAAGUAACCAGCGCGGCCCCGCAAAUCGAGAGCGUCCUCGCCGCAACCUCACGCACUCCGUUUACUAGUGCUCUGACCAGUGUCCAACUCAGAAAAAUAGAAAAACUGCGCCUACCCGAGUACAAACCCGGCGGAGACCCGGUGGAGCACAUGACAGCUUUCAACAUUGCGAUGGCACGGGCUCGACUCCCAGAAGAAGAAAGGGACGCAGGCUACUGCCAACUGUUCGUCGAAACUCUCCACGAGCAAGCGCUAACCUGGUUUUCCCAGUUAGAAGAAAACUCCAUCGAAAGUUUCCGCGACUUGUCGGCAGCUUUUCUCAAGACUUACAUUAUGUUCACCAAGCGCAGCGCUACUGCCUCUAGCUUGUGGAACCUCAACCAAACCAAAGACCAGAGUCUUCGCGACUACAUGGAGAAGUUCAAAACCGUAGUCUCAAGGAUUGACAUUCCAGACGGUAUCGCCGUUGACGCCUUGCGGAACACAUUGUGGGUUCGUUCUAAAUUCCGAGAGGAUUUAUACCAAAACCCAACUACGUCGCUCCAGGACGCUAUCGCGCGAUCUGACAACUUCAUCCGAAUGGAAGAAGAUACUAACGCCAUUCUCAGCAAGAUGAACGCACCCAAAGCGCCAGCGGCUAAAAACGCCAACACGCGACAAGAACCGCGCCAGCAUGCUCCAACCGACAAAAAGGGCCGCAAAGACGGAUACAUGUAUGUCGUCAACGAGAACAACGUGCCGGUUUCAACUCUCGUAGUCCGCGGCGAGGGAUGGAACAAGUGGGUAAGGGAGAAAAAUUCGCCCGACGAACCAGUCGAUACUGUUUGCACCACCCAACCUACAGCCGAAGCCGGGUCAGCAGCGGGGCCUUUCAGGACCGUCGAUCUCACCAAGCAUUGCAAAUAUCACGACUUCAAGGGACAUGAUACCACAGAAUGCAAAUCACUCUAA
This is a messenger RNA of Brassica napus (rape), 1341 nucleotides long. RefSeq lists its product as uncharacterized. The record is from RefSeq and is a predicted model, not a curated record. The coding region runs from base 1 to 1341 and encodes 446 amino acids. NCBI's taxonomy places the organism in Eukaryota, Viridiplantae, Streptophyta, Magnoliopsida, Brassicales, Brassicaceae. The transcript has a single exon.